This is a messenger RNA of Penicillium bovifimosum, 3075 nucleotides long. Its product is annotated as TAPT1 family protein. Gene Ontology annotation, biological process: maintenance of protein localization in endoplasmic reticulum. Gene Ontology annotation, cellular component: endoplasmic reticulum membrane. NCBI's taxonomy places the organism in Eukaryota, Fungi, Ascomycota, Eurotiomycetes, Eurotiales, Aspergillaceae. Bases 1 to 3075 code for a protein of 1024 amino acids. The transcript has a single exon. The record is from RefSeq and is a predicted model, not a curated record.
AUGAGUCCUGCUGCUGAAUGCCUUGAAGCUCUACCACAGCAGAAGAUGGCCGAGAAUGGGCUUCAAAAAGGGAGGAGUGGCACACUGGAGGAAGACAGCCACCCAACAUCACACCCGCGGGGCGGAAAAGGGAAUGGCGCAGAUGGUCUCAUGGCGGUGUUCGACAGCGAGACUGAAAGGAAGCCAACCAACGGUGCCAAUGGUACAAAGGCGCAACGGGGACAUGCGACAUCGGACAGACACUUUAGCAAUGGUGGACACAAAACAGCGGACUUAGGAUCGUCAGAACAGGGCCUCGGUAUCCUGAUGGAGCAUUCAUCGGACGGAGGAGAUAAUCCUGGCAGGUUGUCGGUCGUGGAUGUCUACGAAGGCCCUAAGGUCAACGCUGCUCUGGCAGAAUUGACUGAUGAUAUCUCUCACGAACUAUCGGAUGAAAAAGAGAAGGUUAUGAAGUUGUCUCCUGAGAAGAUCCAGGAGCUCACUUCAUCCCCACAGUCAAUACCCUAUCGUCCUCUAGGUACACAAACGGACGCUGGGAAACGAGUGGUAUCCGACACCACUCACGACAACCCUUCCCUUCCUCGACCAGAUGUACCAGAAUUUAUGCUUCAGACCCUAAGCGAAAAGCCAUUGCCCACGGAGGUUUUGCCAAGACUACGACCAACUAGGGAUGUGCUACUGGGAGAUGCUUCUGCGCCAGCGAGUCCGGCCUUCCCACGGAGUACUCAAAGCUCGCAUGCCCGGAAUCGUCCCCAGCCAGCACGAACAGUUUCGACCCCUGGUGCCAUGCGUCGUCAAGUACCGUCCACCCCAGUCAAUGAUCGUUUAAACCAUACAUGGGCUUCGCGCUCAAAACAGGAACGGCUCCCGGUGGAGCGCGACUUGAAGAACAAUCUCAUCGCAUCGCCUCAACUUAUGGAAUCACCUAUGUCUCCCCCCGUGGCAUCAUCUAUCCCUCUGCCUCCAGUUUCUCUGCCGACCUAUCUUCAGCUUGAGCUUGCUUCUGGUCGACCUUCGCCGCUGUACAUUCACCGUGACGCAGCUAAUGACUUCCCAUAUGAAUCAUCCCGAGUGAAGAUUGAAAGGCUCAUGAACUUCCUUAUGCUUCCACCCAUGCUAGAGCAGGUACUUUGCUUCGGAAGUCUUGCCUGCCUUGAUGCAUGGCUCUAUUCUUUCACGAUAAUGCCGUUGCGAUUCAUUAAGGCAGUCUACAUCUUGGUCGUAUCAUGGGUGAUGAACCUGGGCGCGGAGGUUAGCUUCACCUGUAAAUUUGUUUUGAAUGGGAUUGGUCGAGUGUGGCGCAGAAGGAACCAUACAGGCAAGGAGGACCAACCUGAACGACGCCAAAGCGAAUCUGACACCACUCAUCAUCUUCCUCCGGGCUCUUCAGCCGGGCCAGAUGUGAUCGCCACAGACAAAGACUCUAGGCACCCACAGCCGGAGGGAUUAAGGAAGAAGCACAGGUCCUCUGAAUCUCGCAGGCAUCAUCACCGACGGAAGAAGUCAAUGCCCUCCACACUGCUUCCAGACGAUAAAGCGGACAUUCUGACUGGCCUGCUUAUGAUAGCUACUUGCUGUGUUUUGAUGUACUUCGAUGCCAGCCGAAUGUAUCAUUGGAUCCGUGGACAGGCCGCUAUCAAGCUGUACGUCAUCUACAACGUGCUGGAAGUCAGCGACAGACUCUUGGCUGCCAUAGGUCAAGAUGUGCUUGAGUGCCUCUUUUCCCGAGAGGCCCUCGAGCGUCGUCCAGACGGUCGAAGCAAGAUCAUCCGCCCAUUCUGGCUGUUCUUGUUAGCUCUCGUGUACACCGUCUCUCAUGCGACCUCUCUGUUCUACCAAGUCAUGACAUUGAACGUGGCAGUGAACUCGUAUUCCAACGCCUUGAUCACCCUCCUCUUAUCCAACCAAUUCGUGGAGAUCAAAUCCACGGUCUUCCGCAAAUUCGAAAAAGACAACCUCUUCCAAUUAACCUGCGCCGACGUCGUGGAACGCUUCCAACUCUGGCUAAUGCUAACAAUCAUCGCCUCUCGCAACAUCGUCGAAACAGGCGCCUUCAACUUCAUUGGCAACUUCGGUCUAAACUCCAGCUUCACAAGCCAAUCCUCAACAAGCACGAACAGCACACCCCUAUCCACGCCCCCGCGCACCGCUUCCUCAAUCCUCCCCCAAGCCUUCACCCUCUUCCCCUCGUCCAUCCUUUCCUCCUUCAACAGCGUCAACUCCAUAAUCCCAACCCUCGCCCAAGUUCUCGGCCCUUUCCUCGUAGUCCUGGGCUCGGAAAUGCUAGUCGACUGGCUGAAACACGCCUACAUCAACAAAUUCAACAACAACCGCCCCGCAAUCUACGGCCGCUUCCUCGACGUCCUCGCAAAAGACUACUACACCAACGCCUUCGGCGAACAAAACCUCACCCGCCGCAUCGGCCUCCCCGUCAUCCCACUCUCCUGUCUAUUCUUCCGCGUCUCCGUCCAAACAUACCAAAUGUUCCUCGCCGCCCUGCUCCCCCACAAUCCCUCCUCAACAGCAAUGGAAGCAACAUCCCUAACAUCCAUCCACAACCACUACGCUCCCUCCCCAGUCCCCUCCGCACCACCAUUCACACUAUCCACCAUCAUCCCCGCCUCAGCAGCGCACGUAAGCGCUCUCUUCCGCACUCUCCUCGAGAACGCGAUCCCGUCGCCCGCGCAAAGCGUGCAUAUCUUCACGGCCAUCUUCCUCUUAACCGGCUUCGUGGUCUUGCUUAUCUUGAAGCUGUUGCUCGGUAUGCUAUUGCUCGCCUUUGCGCGCUCCAGGUACCGGAAGACGAAGCUCGAGAGUGAGCGCAGACAGUCUGCGCAUCAUGGUGAGGGCGCGGCUGCGCCGAGAGUAAGGGAUUAUGAUGUUGAGGGGAGUCAGAGGGUGGGCGGGUGGGGGGUUGUGGAGGUUGGGGAUGAGAAGAGGAAGUUGAUCUAUGCGGAUGAUCCCGAGGGUUUGAGAAGGGUUAAGGAGAAGGAGGAGAAGGAUAAGAGUAAGGAUAAGGAGUUUAAUGUUGAUCAUGUACAGCGGUAUGAGAUGAUUGCUAAGAAGAUUUGGUGA